UACAAUUUCAUUCAAUUUCCAUCAGAUGUUAAAUGUUUAUUUUCACAAUUAAAAACAAAUUCUAAUGGCUUUAGAGCUUUUCCGAAAGUAUCGGUUGUUAUAUCCCAUGAGCAAAUACCUCGCUAAGUAAUAAUGUCUGUAGAAAGUGAUCAAAACCUCAUCGAAAGUGUUGACGUUGCUGAGGUGAAAGAGAACGGGACAAAGUCGGAGAUAUGUUCCGAUUCUGGAGUUGAAACUCUCGAUUCCCAGUCCACUAACUACCAGUCCUCGUCCGAAUCGGAAAUAUCGCCAACUAAAAUUACGAAAAGUGCCAUAGAGCUCGAGGAUGAGUCAAACAGUAGUGCCCUACAUAUCCUCAACAAUACUGCUUUACCCGUCGAUACAAAGCUUAGUUCAUGCGAAAAUGAUAUUCAAAGCUUACAAGACGAUCCUAGCAGUUGUAGUGGUCAAAAGGAAUUAGCCAAUGAUAACAUAAACAUACUAAUAGAAACUGUGCCCACUGAUAGUGUUAUUGAUAGUCAAAAUGAAGAGAGUGAUAAAAGUGUACCAGACAAAAUACUAAUCGAAGAAGUUGAAUCAAAGCUUUUGUUAGAAACUAAUCUCACAGCGUCCACAACUAGCCUAAAUGACCAAGCUGAUAUUGAUAAUUUUAAUUAUAAAUUAAACAGUAGAAGUGCUGAAAAUAUAUCUAACAUAGAAAAUAAUUUAAGCAGCACCAGCUCCACUACAGAUCUAGAGAAAGACUACAUUCUAUCUCAAUUCACCCAGCAAAAAAUAAAAGCUAGUUCCACCCAAAAGAUUCCUGAACCUCAAGUAUAUGAUGCUCGAUAUAGUAGAAUACCAAAGGAGAUCCUAUCCCAGGAUUUGGGAAGUAUAGUCAAAAAUGUCCAUGGCAUUUUCUCCUCAGUUAGCGGCAGUCUGAAAAAUGCUUACACCAACAGCCAAAGAGUCCCUAAACCGGUCGUAAAAAACAUAAAAAUGCCCAAUGGCAAAGUUAUGAAUGACAUUUUUGAGGACACAGCCGAAAAGGAGAAAGAAUCUGUGGAACCUGUAAAUUUGACUUCGGAACAAGCUCCAAAUUUAAAUGAGGUUCCGCCAGAUACAGUUGAGAAUAAGAAUGACUUGUACAAACUGCAAAUUGAGUCCUUGGAAAAGGUUUUGUCGGAGCAAAGGAAAGAGAAUGCUUCGCUGAGGGAGAAGGUGAAACAGCAGGUGGAUGAGCUGCAAGCCAAGGACCAGAUGUUCAAGGAGCUGGAGGUGAAGGUGGACCUGAUGUGCAGAAAAGCUGAGCAAGCACAGAAAGAGAAGGAUGCGGCAGUGAUGAGAUACGCCAGUGUGGAGUGUCAAGCUAUUGAAGCUAAGAGGCAGGCAGAGGCUGCUACUAAGGCGGAGAAAGCAGCAUAUACUGAGCGAGACUUGAUGACCACAAAGCUGAAAACAGCGAGAGAGGAGAAGCAGCGCAUAUGUCAGCUUUACGACGAUAAGUGCCAUGAGUUACAAACCAGCGAGCGCGAGGUGGGCAAGGUGCGGGAGGAGGUCCGCGAGCUGGAGGGCCGGCUCAAGUGGACGCAGAGCAAGCUGCGCAUGGAGAUGGACGCUUUCAAGGAAUGUGCGGAGCGGGCGGAGAAGCUUUCACAGCAGGUGUCGGAGCUGGAGGCGGCAAGAGAGACGGCCGCCGUCAACGCCACAGACUCAUUACGUGCCAAACAGUUAGAGAGUGAUCUAAAGGAGAGCCAGGCAGCGCUGAUUCUGUGUCGGCACGAACGAGACGACCUCGAGAGGAGGCUGACGGCCGCGCUGCAGCAGCUCGACGCCUGCAAGAGAGAGAGGGACGAUGCUGUCCACUCACUCGCUCUAGCUAAUACAGAGGUGGAAAAGCUAAAAGAAAGUAAUCUGCGACUAGAGGAGGAGGCCGCAGAGCUAGCGGCGCUGCGGGCGCGCGCGGCGCUCGCCGACACGCUGUCUUCGCAACUAGACAGGGAGAGCGAACGCGCUGCGGCAGCGGAGGCGGCGGCCGCAGCCGCAAGCGCACGUGCGGAGACCUGUGCGCGGCGCGAGGCGGCAGCACUGGAGCACGCCGCGCAGCUCACCGCGCAGCACGUCGCCGCCGCCAACGCCGCGCGCGACUGCACACACACGGCGCAAGCGCUGACUGCAGACAACGCGUCGCUUCGUGAGAAGGUCACUUCACUGGAGGGCGAGGUGUCGCGGUUAAAGACGACCCUCGACCAGCACACGGAGAAACGGCAGCAGGAGAACCGAGUGCUCGCCAGAAAGGUGGCAGAACUGACGGAGGAACUUCAGGAGUCCAACAAGAAGCUGGAGUGGGAGCAGGGAGAGAACAACGUACUCAAGAAGAAACACGCCAGCGCCAUUAGGGAAAUGAACCGCGAGCUGCAGCGCGCCCUGAAGCGCGUCGAGCAGCUGGAGGCUAAGCUGCCGCCGACCGCCGACGCCGACUCCAACAGAACAGGUUCUGUAAGCUCUCUCAGUAGCGGCGAAGGUGCCUCCAACGGCGAGCGAACUUCCAGCGAUGUACCGCAAGUCGAGGCGGUGGCACCGGACCGUCAGGCGCUGAUCGAGCGCAUCGUGUCGCUGCAGCGCGCGGCGGCGCGGCGGGCGGAGCGCUGCGAGUUCCUGGAGGAGCACGCGCGCGCGCUCACCGCCGAGCUGCGCGGCAAGGCGCGCCUGCUGCGCCGCCUGCUGCCCGCGCUGCCGCCCGCCGCGCUCGCGCCUACUGACGCCGAUGCCGCCAAGCCACGACGGAGACUUACCAAGCAAGAGCUGGCGCGGUUGGGCGGCGGCGCGAUGGCGGCGGUGUGGGGCGGCGACCCGGCCGGCCUCACGCCGGAGCUGUCGCUCGAGAUGAACCGCCGACUGCAGGCGCUGCUCGAGGACACGCUGCUCAAGAACAUCACGCUCAAGGACAACAUAGACACGCUAGGCGAAGAGAUCGCGAGGUUAAAAGCGCAGAAGAACAUCACCGACAGCAAAUAGAAGUCAAUAUUUAGUCAUACACGGAAACUUAAAUAGUAAGUCAGUCAUUGUAUAAAUAUAAUUUGAAAUUAGUUUUCAUUGCUCGACUGCGAAGAGUAACAUAAUGCUAAUUAAAUUGUUUAUUUUAAACAUUUUAAACAUUUAAAUCGUAAAAAAUGUAAAAGCCAAAAGGGUAUGUUCAGUAUUAAAUACUUGCUUUACAAAGAUGGACCAAGUAUUGGUGAGCUAAAGCCCGAUUUCACCAAUUGUUUACAAAAACAUGCUGUCUUUUUUAUUAUUACGAAAAACGAGAGAGGUAGCAUGAUAUAAAAUUGAAUUUAGCCUACAUUGGUGAAAUGGGCACUAGCCAAAUGGAAAAUUGCGCGUUAAACGUACGUACUUUAAAAAGUAUAAUAACGUUAAUAGUCAUCGAUUUCAUCGAACGUCAGUAUCGAAUACAGUUAAACUAACUUAAAAUAACUACCCGAUAAACACGAGUCACCAAACACAUAGAAACUGCCUCAACUCUUUUACUCGCACGAAUAAAGUGGUAUCUCGUUUCCACAAGUCCGCGUAAAGAGCGAGAUAUAAUAUGCGAGAACGAAAGAGACAAGUAGCGUUAGGCCAUUUUCUUUUCUACGCGACCCGUUCAUAGGUCAUAGGAAGUAAAAAAAAUUGACUUUUGUUUUUAGACUGAGACAUAAUUUUUUAGUUCAUUCCUAAACAAUUUAUCAGACAUUGAUAGUUUUUGACUGAUUAGAACAAAUUUUAUUGUAAAAAAUAAAUUUACUUAGAUAAAACAGCAUUCCAAAUUUUAUAUUUGAAAGUAAAUAUUAUCUAAAUUAAUAUAUAACGUAUUUACAAAAUACGCAUAUCCAAUGUAUUUAGCUCUCUAAUUAAUUAAAAUACCUUUCGUUGAAUAACUAAAAUAUUGCUGGCUUUACAGUCUAGUGGUUUAGAGCUUGGCUCUUUGUGAGUCGUGGGUUCAUUUCCAGUGUUGGAACAACAAAAAUAUUUAAGUCGGGUUAGAACUGUGCGAUAUAUUAGUUAUUUAAUGUUAAAAUUAUAUCGUCUAUGAGAAGUAUGUAUGAAAACUUAAAGGAAUGUUUGUUAAUUUUAGUUUUUUUAGCUGCGAUAUGUUGCGAUGAUGUAAAAUUAUUGAG
Aricia agestis (brown argus) is the source of this 4139-nucleotide messenger RNA. It is a transcript of the gene Golgin104, whose product is annotated as coiled-coil domain-containing protein 186. The transcript is spliced from 15 exons. Bases 133 to 2997 code for a protein of 954 amino acids. Gene Ontology annotation, cellular component: trans-Golgi network. NCBI's taxonomy places the organism in Eukaryota, Metazoa, Arthropoda, Insecta, Lepidoptera, Lycaenidae. The record is from RefSeq and is a predicted model, not a curated record. Gene Ontology annotation, molecular function: small GTPase binding. Gene Ontology annotation, biological process: vesicle cytoskeletal trafficking.